GCCUGGGAGGUGUGUGACUCAGCACGACAUGUUGCAUUGACACUCAUUGGAAGACGUUUAAGGACGACUCAGGGAAAAUAAGACGCCGUUUUCUUUCACCCCACCCCUUGGAUCCGGAGCCGUUUGGACUCGACCGACUCGUCGCACUAACAGAGGAUGUACAGAAACGUAGGGGGCCACGGAAGAGGCAACCCGGUGUACGCAGGCGCAGCUUCCGGCUCCAACUCUGCUUCCCUGGAAAGCACCUGUAGCACCUCCACCACACAGCAGCAGGAACAGAAGUUCACCAUGGCGGGCAGCAGUCAGUUCGUACCCAGCCUCAACGCCAUCACGACCAACCAGGACCUCCAGUGGAUGGUCCAGCCAUCCCUCAUGCAUCCGCCCGGUCCUUCUCGCUCUCCGGUGCCCCCUUACCCAUCCCUCUCCGGGGCACGCCCGCUGGGUCCCCCGCCGCCGCACCCCCACUUCAUCAGGCCGGGGGUCAUAAGGGCGAGCGGCGCCAACGCAGCGUCGGCAUCGACCCGGCGCAGGAACGACGACUACAUGUCCCAAGAAGAGGCGGAGAGACGAAGAAUAAGAAGAGAGCGGAAUAAAAUGGCAGCAGCCAAAUGUCGCAAUCGUCGCCGGGAGCUGACGGACUCACUGCAAAAUGAGACCGACGAGCUGGAGGAGGAAAAGUCCCAGUUGCAAAAGGAGAUCGCCGACUUAGAAAAGCAGAAAGAAAAGCUGGAGCUGGUCCUCGAGGCCCACCGACCCAUCUGCAAGAUCGAGGACUCCGGCUCGGAUACGGAACCCGGCUCGUCGCUCUCGUCCUUGGGCAUCAAAAUGGAGCCCCAGGACUACAGCGGCAGACCGGGGCCGUCGCCAAAACAAGCAGUGAAGUCGGAGAAGCCCAAACCAAAGAUCACCAUCCUGACCAAGCCUGCGACGUCGUCGUUUUUGGCCCCCGCCUACAGCCAGGAGUCCGAGUCCCUGCACACGCCCGUCCUGGCCUCCACGCCCUCCCUCACCCCCUUCACGGCCAGCAUGAUCUUCACCUACCCACCAGCCGUCCCCGUCACGUCCGCCGGCGCCGCCGCCGCCGCGCUCCAGUGCAACUUCCCCGCGUCCCAAGCCCCGGAGCCUUGCGGCGUGGCGCACCGCCGCAGCAGCAGCAGCGGCGACCAAUCAGAUCACUCCCUGCACUCGCCAACCAUCCUCACGCUGUGACCGAGCAGCCGGCGAGUACGUCGCCAUGGAAACGAUUGUAACCACCAUUGCAUUUAAUCUUUUUCAUGUUUUUUGUUGGAAAAAAGCAUCAUCGUGACACAACUUGAUAGAGAUUUUAUACCAUAGAUCAGGGGUCACCAACGUGGUGCCCGCGGGCACCAGGUAGCCCGUAAGGACCAGAUGAGUAGCCCGCCGGCCUGUUCUAAAAAUAGCUCAAAUAGCAGCACUUACCAGUGAGCUGCGUCUAUUUUUUAAAUUGUAUUUAUUUACUAGCAAGCUGGUCUCGCUUUGCCCGACAUUUUUAAUUCUAAGAGAGACAAAACUCAAAUAGAAUUUGAAAGUCCAAGAAAAUAUUUUAAAGACUUGGUCUUCACUUGUUUAAAUAAAUUCAUAAUUUUUUUUUUUACUUUCCUUCAUAUAACUUUCAGAAAGACAAUUUUAGCGAAAAAAUACAACCUUAAAAUGAUUUUAGGAUUUUUAAACACAUAUACCUUUUUACCUUUUAAAUUCCUUCCUCUUCUUUCCUGACAAUUUAAAUCAAUGUUCAAGUAAAUGUAUUUUUUUUAUUGUAAAGAAUAAUAAAUACAUUUUAAUUUAAUUCUUCAUUUUAGCUUCUGUUUUUUCGGCGAAGAAUAUUUGUGAAAUAUUUCUUCAAACUUAUUAUGAUUAAAAUUCAAAAAAAUUAUUCUGGCAAAUCUAGAAAAUCUGUAGAAUCAAAUUUAAAUCUUAUUUCAAAGUCUUUUGAAUUUCCUUUAAAAUUUUUGUUCUGGAAAAUCUAGAAGAAAUAAUGAUUUGUCUUUGUUAGAAAUAUAGCUUGGUCCAAUUUGUUAUAUAUUCUAACAAAGUGUAGAUUGGAUUUUAACCUAUUUAAAACAUGUCAUCCAAAUUCUAAAAUUAAUCUUCAUCAGGAAAAAUUACUAAUGAUGUUCCAUAAAUUAUUUUUUUAAUUUUUUCAAAAAGAUUCGAAUUAGCUACUUUUUCUCUUCUUUUUUUCGGUUGAAUUUUGAAUUUUAAAGAGUCGAAAUUGAAAAUAAACUAUGUUUCAAAAUGUAAUUGUAAUUUUUUUCUUGUUUUCUCCUCUUUUAAACCGCUCAAUUAAGUGUAAAUAUCAUUAAUUAUUAAUAAUAACAUAGAGUUAAAGGUAAAUUGAGCAAAUUGGCUAUUUCUGGCAAUUUAUUGAAGUGUGUAUCAAACUGGUAGCCCUUUGCAUUAAUCAGUACCCAAGAAGUAGCUCUUGCUUUCAAAAAGGUUGGUGACCCCUGCUAUAAAUGUUUUAUACCUCUCCUUUGUAAGGGCUGGGAAUAUUUACAAAAUAAAUGUACCAUUUGCAAUUAACGACACAAUGUUACAUGACAUGUUAUACGAGGGAAUUAUUAUUAUUAUUAUUAUUAUUACCAAUUUGACAAAUUCUAAUAUUGCCUUAACGAUGUAUUGACCACUAAGGCUGGGCCGUAGGAGUUGAUAGAGAGUCGAUAUUUAUUUUUGAGAGUGUAAUAUAUUUUUUGAUAACAUUCUCUGGAGGGUGACAUUAAUGGGUGGGCAGUGCCUUACUUUGCAUCUUUUUAUCCGUGCUGUUUACAGAGACAAUAAAAGAA
Molecule: messenger RNA, 2804 nt
Organism: Entelurus aequoreus (snake pipefish)
Lineage: Eukaryota; Metazoa; Chordata; Actinopteri; Syngnathiformes; Syngnathidae
Gene: fosl1a
Product: FOS like 1, AP-1 transcription factor subunit a
Exons: 5
Coding region: 157-1209 (350 amino acids)
Biological process (GO): regulation of transcription by RNA polymerase II
Cellular component (GO): nucleus
Molecular function (GO): DNA-binding transcription factor activity, RNA polymerase II-specific; RNA polymerase II cis-regulatory region sequence-specific DNA binding
Source: RefSeq, a predicted model, not a curated record